Molecule: messenger RNA, 873 nt
Organism: Didymodactylos carnosus
Lineage: Eukaryota; Metazoa; Rotifera; Eurotatoria; Philodinida; Philodinidae
Source: the annotation of a GenBank genome assembly
AUGAAGGUUUUGCUGGGCAGAUUUACUGGGUCUGCCGGCAGUCACGCCCGUAAACAACAUGCAUGGGCAAAAGUUGCUGAAGCAAUUUCGGCAGUGGGAGGUUGCGAACGGACGCCCGAGGAAAUUAAAAAAAAUGGGGAAAUUACAGGUGAGCAUUCUGAUGUUAAAAAAAAAGCAGCGGAUUUGAAGCGUCAAGCAAACAAAACAGGGGAUGGACCGGCCAGAUCAGGCCUUACUCCUCUCGAAGAGAGAGCAAGUGCUCUUCUCGGAGAAGUAAGUGUUACUGGAAUUAGUGAUGGUGUCGAUACAGAUAGUCAAUAUAAUUUACAAGAAAAUGAUUUAUUUACAACAGCACAGUUAACACAAUCGUCUUCAUCAUCUAAGUUAACGCAACCAUCAUCCUCGUCGUCCACAACAACUACAACGUCGCAACCAUCAUUCUCAUCGUCAACAACAACUAGAACACCGCUUGGAUUAUCGAGAUUAUCAAAUGAAUUGUUGUCAAAUAAUAGUGGACUUCGACCAAAAAGACCAAUAUGUGAAAUAGAUAACGACGAAAACACUGAAUCAUCAUUUGAACAAGGUGAAGUACUUGAACCGGGACAAUUUUUAGAAGAAUUACAAAAAGAUGAACGUUCCUCUGAUCGUCCAGUUUCCUUGAAAAAGAAAAAAGAAGACAAAGGUUAUAUUCCCAGUCUAAUGGAACUUGAAAAGAAAAAAUUUGAAAUAGAAGAACAAAUGCUAGUGUGCCAAUAUCAACAAAAUGAAGCAUUAGGUAAAAUUGCAAAAUCAUUGACAGAUAUUGCAACUAAUUUGCAACAAUUAACUCAAACACAGCUAGCACACAAUUCUCUUUAUUCAUUAAACAUUUGA